GGUUCUUGGAACGUCAGAACACCAGCGCGUCGUCCCCGUAAGGUGACUGUGCAGUGCCGUGGGCAGUGUUGCAUUGCAAACAACGAUGAAGAAAGGAUCCAAGAUACGUGAUCAGGAAGCAAUUGAUAAGCAGAAUGCCGCCCCCACCAACUCUAAACCAGCGCUGAACCUCGAAGAAGUGGCAAGGCUUCAACUCGGUGAAACACCUGAAACCAAAGCAGACGCCUUGUUACGGCUAAGCCAAGCGUUAGCAGGGGAGCCGUGCUUGAAGAUUCCUUCGAGCGAUGACUUUCUGGUAAUGUUUCUGCGAGCCCGAAAAUACAGAAUACAAGAGGCCUCCCAAAUGGUGAAAAACUACUUCCGCACGCGGCGAGAUAUACCGGAAUUCUUCCAUGAACUUGUCCCUGAGAAAAUUCCAUUCAGAACAAUUUGCCACGACCACAAACUCCUCGUGAUAUCGCCGGAACCAGGCGAGAAUGGCAGGUGCAUGGGUGCCUUCAAAAUAGGUGCCUGGAACCCUGACAUCUGCAGCCUUUCAGACUAUACCAGAGCGGACUUCUGUUGACCGGCUGCUGGCUCCUUGAAGAUUUUCCAUCAAUAUGUGGGGUCGAGUGCGUCAUGGACAUGAAGGGAUUAAACACCCGUCAUCUGACGCAGCUAACACCACCCUACCUGAUGAAACUGGCUAGCAUUAUGCAGGACUGUUUGCCCGUACGGAUAAAGGCUGUCUACAUAGUAAACCACCCAACAAUCUUUAAACUCAUCUUUGAAGCGAUCAAACCAUUCCUGCGCAGCAAGCUGUUAACUAGAGUUCACUUCAUUGGCGGCGAAGCUUCUGAGUUUUGGGACCGCUUUCCUCGCGACCUCGUACCAUUGGAACUUGGCGGGAGGCGUGAGCACUUCGAUUAUGAUCGUCAAGAGAAGUUGGUGCACAGCAGAAGCGGCUUCUUCGAAAGCGUGUGUGCCUGUGGAUACAAAAAGAAUAAGACCUGAUAAGAGGUUUAUAAUUUGGUGCUAGACAUUCAACGGGGCUGCAGUCAUUCCUCUACAUAUCAGUCAACUAACCCGAAAGGUAGUGUCUGCUCACAGAAAACUGCUACAGUGUGCUUUCGUAUGUUGCACCAGCUAGGAAGAUCUUAGAAUUACAACCCCGGACUGUCACUUUGAGGACUCUAUGGCUCAUUCACACAUGGCUUCUCAAGACUAUUGUGUUUUGCAAAAUUGCACUUUCUGAAAGUCUUAUCAUCAGUAGACAGCCACCACGGCUCCCUCCGAUCUCUUCUUUCUCGCAAAUUUCUUUCUUUUUUCUUUCUUUCUUUCUUGUUGUGCUAUGCCAUGCCUAAUAAGUGAGACGUGUAUCAAUGACUCAUGAACAGAGCCGUGGUCAUUCGUCAAUAUAAAUUGCAAAUGGGUAGUAUGCAUUGACCGUAAUUUUCCAGCAAUCUUUACACAAGGUCAAAUGGCAAUCUUGCAUUUGACUGCAUACGAGCUCUUCAAAGCAAUUGAUUAAAUUACACGUUUCUUGUUUUUUUUUUCGACGUUAUCACUUAUUUUUUGUCAGGUCAGCUUUCACACCCUUUGUUUCCUUUUUUCGAGCCUAAAACUUCUAAUGUGAAAAUUUCAUUAUAGAGGUAAACACACUGAAUUUAAUUACGGACCAAUUUAUCGCGAUAUUUGGAGAAAACUUGAAGACUUGCAAACGCUCUACUCCUACACCUUGCUUCACCUUUUACUAGGUAAGAAAUAGCACUUUCUGACGCUAAGAAAUUGCUCUGCGGUGCUGCUGUCAAAGAUCAAUGAUGUAUCUUCGUGGGCUCGUGUUCCUACCAACUAUCGCGUGUUCUGUCUUGCAGACCCCUCUCAUUACGUCAAACCAAAGAUUACGGUGCAUUCGUCAGGUAUUAACGCGAUAGCGUUAAGGAGCUCGUGUCGCAGAAAAGCCGGUGUCGUCGGCGUCGGGUGUCGGCGUCCGCGGCAUUGACCGUGAGCGAUAAAUAACGGCAGGCACUUCAUAAAUAAAAAGCAACUUGCAAGAUGGGCUGGGUGGGAAUCGAACCAGGGUCUUCGGAGUGUGAGACGGAGACGCUACCACUCAGCCACGAGUUUGAUGCUUCCAAGCGGUACAAACGCGCCUCUAGUGAAUGCGGUGUUGCCUACGAAACGAGCCGUGGAAAGUUAUA
Molecule: messenger RNA, 2180 nt
Organism: Dermacentor albipictus
Lineage: Eukaryota; Metazoa; Arthropoda; Arachnida; Ixodida; Ixodidae
Product: alpha-tocopherol transfer protein-like
Cellular component (GO): membrane
Molecular function (GO): phosphatidylinositol bisphosphate binding
Source: RefSeq, a predicted model, not a curated record